Molecule: messenger RNA, 407 nt
Organism: Elaeis guineensis (African oil palm)
Lineage: Eukaryota; Viridiplantae; Streptophyta; Magnoliopsida; Arecales; Arecaceae
Source: RefSeq, a predicted model, not a curated record
GUGGGGAUGUGAUCCUAGUAAAUUCCCAUGGACAUACACUUCAAAGGAGACGUGCUAUCUACUGGAAGGAAAGGUGAGAGUAUACCCUGAUGGGCAUGGUGAUGAGUUCGUGGAGAUUGGGGCGGGCGAUCUGGUGGAGUUUCCCAAAGGCAUGAAGUGUACCUGGGAUGUCUCGGUGGCUGUGGAUAAGCACUACAAUUUUGAAUAAAAAACUUGGAAUGAUAAGCUAGCAGCCUUUUUUGUGGACCCAGAUUGAUCUGUAUAUAAACUGGGAUGGGUAUCUCAAUGUUUUUGAGAUGCGUAUGGUUUGCAGACCCUGUUAACUGAUAUAAUUAAUAGUGAACAUGUAUGUAUAUAUAUACAUAUACCAGUGCAGUGAUGGUGUUAAAGAGACUAGUUCUCUGUCA